UUGUAGGCUGUCCUCUUUCAAGCUUUGGAGCUUAAACAGAUAUUCAUGAAAACCGUCCACAUGCUUAAUGCAUGGAUUGUCAACCACGUUUCUGAUGUGAAAGAAGGGGAAGAUUCCUGAAAAGAGACGCUUUCUUGAAACCGGAAUCCCAUACAACAUCUGUCAGCUUUAGCUACCCAAUUCAAGUGUCACCGAAAAACAGUAAAGACGUAAGCCAUGCCCUGCGUCCAGGCUCAGUAUGGGUCAUCACCUCAAGGAGCCAGUCCUGCUUCCCAGAGCUACAGCUACCACGCCGCCGGAGAGUACAGCUGCGACUUCUUAACACCUGAGUUUGUUAAGUUUAGUAUGGACCUGACCAACACUGAGAUCACUGCCACAACGUCUCUCCCUAGUUUCAGCACGUUCAUGGACAACUAUAACACAGGUUACGACGUUAAACCGCCCUGUCUGUAUCAAAUGCCCCACUCUGGAGAGCAGUCCUCCAUCAAGGUCGAGGACGUCCAGAUGCACAGCUAUCAUCAGCAGACCCACCUGCCUCCGCAGUCAGAAGACAUGAUGACCCACUCCGGGCCCAUGUACUUCAAGCCCUCCUCACCUCACGCCCCGAGUACGCCAAACUUCCAGGUCCAACCCAAUCACAUGUGGGAGGAUCCUGGCUCUCUUCACAGCUUUCAUCAGAACUAUGUGGCGGCGACGACUCACAUGAUAGAACAGCGCAAAAACCCGGUGUCAAGGCUUUCAUUAUUCUCCUUCAAACAGUCCCCUCCCGGUACCCCUGUGUCGAGUUGCCAGAUGCGAUUCGAUGGCCCACUGCACGUUUCAAUGAGCCACGACAACUCCGGUGGACACCGUGGCUUGGAUAGCCAGAGCUUCGCGGUGCCGAGUGCCAUUAGGAAACAAGCUGGCCUCGCGUUUCCCCACUCCCUGCAGCUGGGGCACGGGCACCAGUUGAUGGACAGCCAAGUUCCAUCGCCCCCGUCCAGAGGAUCUCCAUCAAACGAGGGUCUGUGCGCAGUGUGUGGGGACAAUGCCGCUUGCCAGCAUUAUGGAGUGCGAACCUGCGAGGGGUGUAAAGGAUUUUUUAAGCGCACCGUUCAGAAAAAUGCUAAAUACGUGUGCUUAGCGAACAAAAACUGUCCUGUGGAUAAACGCAGAAGAAACCGGUGUCAAUACUGCCGUUUCCAAAAGUGCCUUGUCGUUGGAAUGGUGAAAGAAGUUGUUCGAACUGCAAGUCUAAAGGGCCGAAGAGGCCGCCUGCCAUCCAAACCCAAGAGUCCCCAGGACCCCGCCCCGCCGUCACCGCCCGUCAGCCUCAUCAGCGCGCUCGUGAGAGCCCAUGUAGACUCCAACCCCUCCAUGUCUGCCUUGGACUAUUCAAGAUUUCAGGCUAACCCUGACUACCAAAUGACUGGAGACGACACACAGCACAUCCAGCAGUUCUAUGAUCUCCUGACCGGCUCCAUGGAGAUUAUCCGGGGUUGGGCCGAAAAGAUCCCCGGGUUUCCUGAUCUACCGAGGCAGGAUCAGGAUCUUCUUUUCGAAUCCGCCUUCUUGGAACUCUUCGUUCUGCGUCUCGCAUACAGGUCCAACUCAGUGGAAGGCAAACUGAUCUUCUGCAGCGGAGUGGUCUUGCACAGGCUUCAGUGCGUGCGCGGAUUUGGAGAGUGGAUAGACUCGAUUGUGGAGUUUUCCUCCAACCUGCAGAGCAUGAAUAUAGACAUAUCAGCAUUCUCCUGCAUCGCCGCCCUGGCUAUGGUUACAGAGCGACAUGGGCUGAAGGAACCCAAGAGAGUUGAGGAUCUUCAAAACAAGAUAGUGAACUGCCUAAAAGACCAAGUGACAUUCAAUGGCGGAGGCUUGAAUCGGCCGAACUACUUGUCAAAACUUUUGGGCAAGCUGCCCGAACUCCGCACGCUAUGUACACAAGGUCUGCAGCGCAUCUUCUACUUAAAACUCGAAGACUUAGUCCCUCCGCCAGCAAUAAUUGACAAACUUUUUCUUGACACACUACCGUUUUAAAUUGACACUUGACCAUUAACGAGACCUCAACGAACUUCCACAGACUCGGUUUGAGUCAGCCUGACAGAUUUUUAAGAUUUUAUCUCUGAAUAUUUGCAAGCUCCGUAUAGGCUUAUAGAACAACGAUGCCAGAUACUUUGUGAGGAUCUAUAAAAUAGAUGCAAAGAAGAAAGAGAGGAAUUUGAGCUCCCUGGUUAAUUUUCUUUCAUGUGAUGAAUUAUUGUGAGUAGGGAAACGAACGGCCCACUCCGGGGAAACUUCUCCCCAUGGACUUCUCGACAAAGUUAAAACUGUCUUGCAACUUAUAUUCCUUCUUGUUUACUAAUCAGCUCCAUUAUCUGCUCCAAUGAUAAUGCGUAUUCAGAUGUAAUAUAUUCCAUUUAUAUAUACACAUAUAUGAUAGAUUAUGUGAUGCGUCCAAUGCGUCAGUUUAUAACACGUGUACAAAGUUUGUUACGAUGACAACAUUUAAUUUUCUUUGUUUUAAUGACUCGUGCCUAUGUGUUUCUGCCAGGAUCCCACGGUUUGAAAAUAUUCCGAAAAGACAACGCAUGUUGUAGUUUUUUUUUAUAGGCACUUGCUAUCGAGGUGAUGUUGUCUAUAUUACACAUGAUAUUCCGGACACUAUGUAGUCUGCUAGAUUUGAUAAGGAUUCGUAGUACUGGCACACCUUUUAUGUACGACGGAUAUGUAGACACGUAUCUCCAUCUGUAUAGACAAUAUGUAGACACGUAUCUCCAUCUGUAUAGACAAUGAGGGACCCAUGGUGUUUGUAAACCUGUCAGACAUUCCUUGUUUGUACGUGUUGUAAGUAUUGUUGCUGUUGAAUAUAAACGUUUCUCUAUAUUUAUUAUUUCUAUGUUGCCAAAAGCUAAAUUAAGCAUGGUGCCAUUUAAAUGAUUUCAAACCAUCUGAAUUCCUACUGAGCACGUUGUCUAUGUUCUAUGUCUUAUAGACGUCUAGAUAGUUAUAAUUUAAACACAUCUGAAAAUGAAAAACGCAUCAUAACAGGUUGAUGAGUGUAUGGUACAUCUUUAUCACGGUGUAUCAUGGUGUAAUAAUAUUAGGCUAUUGCAAUGCAUUUGGUGCCGAAUUCCAAAA
This is a messenger RNA of Hypomesus transpacificus, 3120 nucleotides long. RefSeq names its product nuclear receptor subfamily 4, group A, member 2a (gene nr4a2a). Bases 217 to 2019 code for a protein of 600 amino acids. Gene Ontology annotation, cellular component: transcription regulator complex; nucleus. The record is from RefSeq and is a predicted model, not a curated record. Gene Ontology annotation, molecular function: zinc ion binding; RNA polymerase II cis-regulatory region sequence-specific DNA binding; nuclear receptor activity. NCBI's taxonomy places the organism in Eukaryota, Metazoa, Chordata, Actinopteri, Osmeriformes, Osmeridae. The transcript is spliced from 8 exons. Gene Ontology annotation, biological process: regulation of transcription by RNA polymerase II; central nervous system neuron differentiation; dopaminergic neuron differentiation.